This is a messenger RNA of Ceratina calcarata, 3762 nucleotides long. Its product is annotated as sphingomyelin phosphodiesterase. Gene Ontology annotation, cellular component: lysosome. Bases 569 to 2608 code for a protein of 679 amino acids. Gene Ontology annotation, molecular function: acid sphingomyelin phosphodiesterase activity. NCBI's taxonomy places the organism in Eukaryota, Metazoa, Arthropoda, Insecta, Hymenoptera, Apidae. Gene Ontology annotation, biological process: sphingomyelin catabolic process; ceramide biosynthetic process. The record is from RefSeq and is a predicted model, not a curated record. The transcript has 11 exons.
AGCAGUUAGCAGCCAGUGUCCGCCGAGUCGUCGCCUCGAACGGAGUUCUAUCCUCUCGAUUUCGAAAUUUCAAGUUCCUGCUCGCGUGAAAACGGUAAUAGUGGCACGCGCGAGCAGGCGAGAGCGAAAGAAGAUAGAGAAGAAAGUUUGUGUGUGUGUUUGUCGCGCGACCGUGAAACCUCGCAUGUGUAUGUGAAUGAUCUAGAAAUCGCGUCCGGGUGCCGCGGUGACGAUACAAAAUUCAACUUGAUCUCGGAAAAAAAAAGUGAACCUGUUCGAGGACUGGCUGACUCGGAAUUUAUGAGCCACGCGGUAUCCCAUCGACAACGAAAUUCUUGACAUUUACCAAAGAGCUCGAAAUAGCAUGCUAAAUCAAAGAUGGAGGACCACAAUGAAUACCUUCUUUAUCAUCACGUUUCUCCUUAUCGGCGUUCACAAGACCUUUGAUUUGCAUACGGUUCAAUGAUUCCUGAUACGAUGAUUACGAGUCAUACUCGAUACGAGGAUUACUAUGGAGUGUAACACAUGACUCCCGUUGAGGGAUGGGAGAUCGAAGAGAGACGCGGAGAUGGUAAUGACCAAUUGGACACAGUUGGCCGACGAAUGGUUGGAAAAAAGUCGGGAGAGAUUCUGGGAGAGGCUGGACGUUACGGUACUACCGUUCACCGACGGUAUCAGAGAUUUGCCACCGACAGCUGAAGUGAUCAUCAACGGAACCAAUCCUGAUCAAUUAGCACGGUACAACUACUCGCGAAUGUUAUGGGAGAUGGAAAGCGUUCAGUCCACCGGACAGCUGUCGGGAUUCGUAGACAAAGCUCUGAAGCUGUUGGAUCUGAAACAAGUGAUGAUGGAAGUCGAAACGUCGGUAAUGUCCAAGGUGUCUUGCACAGCGUGCAAGGUCGGCGCCGGCCUUUUACAACAUUACAUAAAAGUCGGGAAGAGUGAUGAGGAGAUCAUGAACAACAUCUACCAAUUUUGCGUCUCUCUCAACAUUCAAACCCCUAGGGUUUGCCAAGGAGUCACGUUACUCUUCGGGGGCGAAGUGAUCUACAUGCUGAAGCACGUGGCCAUGGGCCCGGUCCAGAUCUGCAGUUUCGUGAUCGGGGACGCGUGCGAUGACGCGUACAACCCGCUACACGAAUGGGAAGUAGCGUUCCCUCCGGUGAACAAACCACCCGUGAAGCCGCCUGUGCCACCCCAAGAAGGUGCGCCAACGUUCAAAGUCCUCCAUAUCUCAGACACCCACUUCGAUCCGUAUUAUCAGGAGGGCACGAACGCGGACUGUAACGAACCGUUAUGCUGCAGAUUGACGAACGGCGCACCCCUGAACCAGGCGGCGGCCGCUGGCCGAUGGGGUGAUUACAGAAAAUGCGACACCCCGAAGAGAACAGUCGAGCACAUGCUGAAGCACAUUGCCGACACGCAUUCCGAUAUAGAUUAUAUUCUGUGGACCGGUGACCUACCACCCCAUGACGUGUGGAAUCAAACCAGGGAAGAAAAUUUGAAAGUGUUGCACGAGACGGUGACGCAGCUCAUCGACACGUUCCCAGGAAUACCGAUAUUUCCGGCUUUGGGAAACCACGAAAGUGCUCCUGUCAAUAGUUUUCCACCGCCGUUCGUCCCGAAAGAAAAUGACAUUUCCUGGCUGUACGACGCCCUGGACGAACAUUGGAGACAUUGGUUACCAGCAGGUGUUUCUCACACGGUCCGACGCGGUGCUUUCUACUCAGUCUUAGUUCGUCCCGGUUUCCGAAUCUUAUCCGUGAACAUGAACUAUUGUAACAACAAAAACUGGUGGCUCCUUCUAAAUAGCACGGACCCAGUCAGCGAAUUACAGUGGCUCGUGUACGAAUUGCAAGGAGCCGAGAUGAACGGAGAGAAGGUUCACAUCAUCGGGCAUAUACCGCCUGGUCACUCGGACUGUUUGAAAGUCUGGUCCAGGAAUUAUUAUCAAAUUAUCAACAGGUACGAGUCGACGAUCACUGCGCAAUUUUUCGGUCACACCCACUACGACGAGUUCCAAUUGUUCUACGACACGGCCGACCUCGGCAGAGCUCUAAGCAUAGCUUACGUCGGGCCAUCGGUCACACCUUAUGCCGAACUGAAUCCUGGCUACAGGAUAUACUACGUCGACGGGGACCAUCCAAAAACUACAAGGAUGGUUGUAGAUCACGAGACUUGGGUGAUGAAUCUGAAAGAAGCGAAUCUUUAUGAUUAUCCUUUUUGGCGCAAGCUGUACAGCGUUCGGCAGGCUUAUCAGAUACCCUCGCUUCUGCCGAAAGAUUGGGACUCUCUGAUCGACAAGAUGAGCAACGAGCCAUCGUUGUUCGAUCUCUACUACAAGCAUUAUUAUAAGAAUUCGCCGGUGAGGCCGACGUGUAACGACGAAUGCCGUAAGCGUUUAUUGUGCGACUUGCGAAGCGGCAGGAGUCACGACCGGAAGGAGCUGUGCCAGUCGCUGGAAUCGAGGAUAGACACCGACACCAGAACGGGCUGGAGGGCUUGGAUCUACAACGGUUUAGCAUUCUCGUACGUACACGAUUCGUGGCUUCAGGCUCACUCCGGCGACGUGAACACCAACCAGGUCGACCGGGCGAGCUCCUCCUAAUAUUAUUUAACAGACCGCGGAUUCGAUGCAUUUAUACAAGAAUAUAAAAAAUGCGUCCAUAAACUUGGACGUGUAGAACUAUGUGAGAGUGAAACACGUAUUGGAGCGAAAUCCGAUUUUCGCAUUUUCGUACAUUUUCCACGGAGAAAUCCGCGGUCUAAUAAUUAGUUCUUUAAAACAAGCAAGGCUGUCGUUUAACUAUUUUUAUAUAUAAUUAUUACGAAUUUUUAUGAAAACCUCUGGCUCACUCGGGACGUAAGACGUUUCCUUUCUAUCGUUCUAUUCUCUAUUCUAAUUAAUGUGAUCGCACAGGUAAUGCAAAUAUUUAAAUAAGUAUAGAAGAAUGUGCAGCUAUUAUAGUUUCUUAAAAAAUAUUUGUAUUACGUAUAUGGGAUUACUGAACACUUGGUCUUGUCCAAUUAACAUGCUUUCUACAAGUAAAAGCUAAUAUGUAUAAAAUAUAUCAUUUACUUUGCUUCCUUUUUUUUCCUUUCUCAAAUACUAUAAUUAUGCAACACUUCUGUUUCACUGGCUUUUGAUUUAUACUUGAGAAAUUAUAAUCGAAAAUAUUGUACAUACUUUUAAGAAUACAACACUUAUCAACAAUGACGGACAAUUAGAGCAAUAAUUAACUAAACGUCUAACGCUUGGGUCCUGCGGAACAAUGCACAACAAACAUAUAAACUGAUUCUUGACAUCUUACGAUUCUAUUUAAGUCAAUUAUCAUCGAACGCUGUUACGUACUUUGAACAUCGUAAUCGUCUCGAAAUUCAAGUCUGACAUAGUCAUACGGCACUUCUCUUUUACUCGUAAUUCCUAUUUUAACUUUCCUCUGUGAUCGCUAGAUACGUAAUCGCGUAAUGCACGUCUACGUGAUCGAAUCUGAAUGAUAGGUACGCAUGUGUGACUAGUCGUUUGUGUUUCAGCGCAUUGCUCGCAGGAAGAUUAACGUCGUAGUCGUUUAAGAGAGUUUACACAACGCGCAUAGUUAAGCACUAGUUAUUCCUUUUGAACAGGAAUAAUAAAUGGUCAGAGGGUAACGAUAAUAAUUAACAAGCAAUAUAUUCUCAAGAAACUUUGUCGUAACGCCUCAAACGAUAUUGUACAAAUUAUUGUUUGAAUAAAGAAUCACAUCGUCCAAAAUCUAAGACCUA